This is a messenger RNA of Manis javanica (Malayan pangolin), 2020 nucleotides long. It is a transcript of the gene L3HYPDH, whose product is annotated as trans-L-3-hydroxyproline dehydratase. Gene Ontology annotation, molecular function: hydro-lyase activity. The record is from RefSeq and is a predicted model, not a curated record. NCBI's taxonomy places the organism in Eukaryota, Metazoa, Chordata, Mammalia, Pholidota, Manidae.
UGAGCGUCCCGCCCUGUCGCGCGGGGUAGGCGAGCGGGCCCCGGGCUUGACGCGCGCGUUGCGGGGCGGUGGUCGAGUUCCCGGAUGCAGACGACCGAGAGCGAGCUGGCAGUGCCCUGGCUGCCCCCUCACGACCCGGGGACGCCGGCGCUGUCGGUGGUGGACAUGCACACGGGCGGCGAGCCCCUGCGCAUCGUGCUGUCGGGGUGUCCGGAGGUGGUCGGCCCUACGCUGCUGGCUAAGAGGCGGUACAUGCGCCAGCAUCUUGACCACGUGCGGCGACGGCUCCUGUUUGAACCCCGUGGGCACCGCGACAUGUACGGGGCCGUGCUGGUGCCUAGCGAACUGCCGGACGCGCAUCUGGGCGUCCUUUUCCUGCACAACGAGGGCUACAGCUCCAUGUGCGGCCACGCGGUGCUGGCGCUGGGUCGCUUCGCGCUCGACUUCGGGCUGGUGCCGGCGCCCGCGGCCGGCUCUGGCGAGGCCCGCGUCAACAUCCACUGCCCGUGCGGGCUGGUAGCAGCCUUCGUGGACUGCGAGGGCGUUCGCAGCCGCGGCCCGGUGCGCUUCCACAGCGUCCCGGCCUUCGCGCUGGCCACAGAUCUCCUCGUGGAUGUUCCUGGUCAUGGAAAGAUGGUGGUGGACAUUGCCUAUGGUGGUGCAUUUUAUGCAUUUGUUAGUGCUGAGAAGUUAGGACUUGAUGUUUGUUCAGCAAAGACAAAGGACCUUGUGGAUGUAGCAAGUGCAGUGACGGAAGCUGUGAAAGCUCAGUUUAAAAUUCAUCAUCCUGAUAGUGAAGACCUUUCCUUUCUAUAUGGAACUAUAUUAACAGAUGGAAAAGAUGCUUAUAGUGAGGAACCAACCACCAACAUUUGUGUGUUUGCAGAUGAGCAGGUUGACAGAAGUCCUACUGGCUCAGGAGUGACAGCCCGAAUUGCCUUACAGUAUCACAAAGGCCUUCUACAGCUGAACCAGACCAGAGCCUUUAAAAGCAGUGCAACUGGCUCAGUAUUCACAGGGAAAGCUGUGAGAGAAGCAAAAUGUGGUGAUUUGAAAUCUGUUAUAGUGGAAGUAUCUGGACAAGCCCAUUACACAGGCGCAGCAAGUUUAAUAGUGGAAGAUGCUGACCCACUGAAGGAUGGAUUCCUUCUCAAAUGACUUUUAAGGGCUUUCUUUUCAAAGAAGUUCUUAUUUGUAAGUAAUUUUGUCUGAAUUGUGUGGAAAACUCUAUCUAAAUUGUACAUGUAAGCCAACUUCCAUUCCUUAUAAAAUAGUAUGCUGUGCCUAAAAAGUCUAUACCUUAUAUUUGCACAUGUAUAUUGUUAUAUCACUUAUGUCUAGCAUACAAAAUGCCAAAUUCAAACUAUUUUCUAGUAACUAACAUAUCAGGUAAAAUUUAAACCUUAGUUUUUGUUACUUUUAAAAUAUUACUCAAUGGUAGCUACUAUAUAUUUUAAAUGUUCUUUGAAUACUAGCUGUAAUUGCAGCCCUUACAACAGCUCUUAAAGGUAAUUUUUAUUUAGUUUUCCAGUUUUUGAGUAAAAUAGUGCCUUCUCUCUAAGGGUGAGAUAGAUGAUUAUAAGGUACUCAGCACUUAGUUUACACAGCCUGGGAAGGAGUGGGAUGGGGCCGCUUCCAUAGGCAGAUGUUGUUAUAGCUGCUGCUGGGAUAUUCUCUGGGCUACAAAGCCCAGCUUCCACACCCAGGUAACUGAAGUCUCAUAAACUGAUGUGAGAAUACCAACUGGUAAUCAAGCUUUUGAUAGAUCUUUAAGGGUCUUAUUAAAGGAAUUGUUUAUUGCCUGACUGAAAUACAAGUACACAGUAGAAAUCAAAUCACUGAAGCACUACUGUGGGGCAAGUCUCACACUCUGUCAGAUACAUGCCAGACAAAUUUAAAACAUGAAAGAAAUGUUACCUGUUGGCUUUCUUGUUAGCUAACUGUCCUGAGCCUGUAAAAAAUAAAAGUUGAUAAUAAUAGUCAUUAUAAGAUGAAGUAUUAAAAAUUAUUCAACAUGUGA